AUGAAGCCCGUCAUCGUCUUUGUGCCUGGCGCAUUAAGCCGUCCUUCUGAUUUCGACCCCGUCUCGGGCCCGCUGCGAGAUGUCGGCUAUGAAGUCCACGUUGUUCAUCAUCCCUCCUCGCCUGACGUCCUCGUCGACCCGACUCCCAGCAUGUACGACGAUGCGGACAACAUCCGCCGGCUGGCGGAGGCCCUGUCUGACGAGGGCAAGGACAUUGUCAUAGUCAUGCACUCGUAUGGCGGCCUCCCAGGAACACAGGCCUGCGAGGGCCUUAGCAAGACUGACCGGCUGCGCGCUUCCAAGUCAGGGGGUAUUGUGCGGCUCCUUUACGUAGCAGCCGCCAUCGCGCCGGUGGGUUCGUCGAUGGCUGGUGUCCUGCAGACGGACAUGCCGCUGCCCUCGAUUGAGACUGCUCAUGGGAAGCCUUCAUUGUGGACAUCGAUCUCGCUUGCAGUGGGGAGAUUGAUCCCACUUUCGUGGAGUGCGCGAUUGUUCUCACCUUCAUCACUCGCUGCGUCCGUGGAGGGCUUGUGGGCGUACCACCACAACCCGGAUGUCUUCACCGACUGGCUGCUUGCGGAUAUACCUCGCGAGGAUGCUUUGAAGUAUGCAUCAGUUUCCUCACCGGUCGCGCAGUCUGUGAAAUCCAUUAUGACUCCGCUCACUUACGCGGGAUACAACCACAUCCCGUGCUCAUAUAUGUUCACCAAGCUGGAUCGUGUUAAUCCUCCUGCGGCCCAGCAGAGUUUCAUCGGCCUCGUUGAGAAAGAGAGUGGAAGCAAAGUCGACGUAUACGAGUACGCGGUGGGACAUUGCCCACAGCUGAGCCGGCCGCUCUGGGAGGUUGAGUGUGUGAGGAGAGUGGCUGGGGAAGGCGUGUAG
Messenger RNA from Diaporthe amygdali, 882 nucleotides. RefSeq lists its product as uncharacterized. The transcript has a single exon. NCBI's taxonomy places the organism in Eukaryota, Fungi, Ascomycota, Sordariomycetes, Diaporthales, Diaporthaceae. The record is from RefSeq and is a predicted model, not a curated record. Bases 1 to 882 code for a protein of 293 amino acids.